GGCAGCACUGCUCGUGACGUCACGCCUUGUUUUCCGAUCGAAUUUGCUCGCUUCUUCAUCUCCAUCGUCCAGCCUUUCAGCCACAUUUCUCGAGCACACGGACAGAGCUGGUGAGGUGUUGCGAUGGCAAGUCAAACGCAGGGAAUUCAGCAGCUGCUGGCAGCGGAAAAGAGGGCGGCUGAGAAGGUGGCCGAGGCGAGAAAACGGAAGGCUGUGCGCCUGAGGAAGGCCAAGGAGGAGGCUCAGGAUGAGAUUGAGAAGUACCGCCAGGAGAGGGAUCGUCAGUUCAAGGAGUUCGAAGCCAAGUACAUGGGGUCCCGCGAGGGCGUCGCCGCGAAGAUCGACAGCGACACGAAGGUGAAGAUUGAGGAGAUGAAUCGAAUGCUGGUGUCCAACAAGGAUGUGGUUGUGCAGGAACUCCUCGAUCUCGUCUAUGACAUCAAGCCGGAGAUCCACCGGAAUUUCCAGAUGAAGUAAGAAGGGGCUCCGCCCCAUCGCCAUGCCGUCAUUCUAGGCAAAAUUCUCAUGACAUGUAAAGAAAAUCCAAGCCAAAGGCAGUAAAAGGCGCCGUUUAAAAUUUGUCCAUGGCAAUAAGAAUUUAUGUUGCUGAGCUCCGGGAGACUUUUCGAGAAUCUCAAGGUUCACGCGUCGCCAGACGUGUGUUGCAUAUGUAAAUUGAUUUAAAACAUUUAUUUUAGCCAUUAUAUAAAUCUGCAAUUGCCGUAUAUAAUUGAAAAAAAAAUUGUAAGAUAGAGCUUUUCUCUCCCAUCGUAAAUCUUAGUUGUUUUUUUUCUUAUUCCUCCACACACACACACACACACAACGUCUACGCUCGUAGAUUCACCAUUUAGGCACAAUAUAUUUUUCUCUUGUUAAAGACAAUUAGGUAUAUAUAUAUACGUUCUCUGUGUGCACAUUCAAUUAAUUCGUGUGUCGACAAAUCAAAUUGGAAAGAAAAGAUUCGUUCAAUAAAUGGUUCAAUGUUCAA
This is a messenger RNA of Phlebotomus argentipes, 988 nucleotides long. RefSeq names its product V-type proton ATPase subunit G-like. The record is from RefSeq and is a predicted model, not a curated record. The transcript has 3 exons. Gene Ontology annotation, molecular function: proton-transporting ATPase activity, rotational mechanism. The coding region runs from base 124 to 477 and encodes 117 amino acids. Lineage: Eukaryota; Metazoa; Arthropoda; Insecta; Diptera; Psychodidae. Gene Ontology annotation, biological process: proton transmembrane transport. Gene Ontology annotation, cellular component: vacuolar proton-transporting V-type ATPase complex.